GAAUUUCCCGAAUCGUCUACUUCGUGUGUUUGUGUUGACACACGUGAUCCCCCCUUGUUAUACCGUACAGGGCUACUGAGUGUAUUUCUAUAUUCAUUCCUCAUCUAGCCAUUUCAUAACGCUCUUCAUUUAUAAACGCGUAUCUAAUCCGUGAUUCACAUCUACACGCCAAGCCAUUCACUGUUGGGGCGUGUCUAAGAUUGGGUCGUGUUGAUUUUUUUAUUUAAUCUCCACUAAUCGCUAAUCUUACUGUACCGCAUUAAAACAGAUCUUAUUUAAGCUCCGUCGCACGAGAAAAAUAAAACUGGCGAAGUUGACACUUUGGUCAAAGCAACCAUCAUGGAUUCGUCGUCUGAAGUUAGGACCAGGAAGGUGUGGCCGUUGAAGGAGAUCAGAGAGUUGGUGGAGCAAGGUCACGCGAUUGUUAUCUCAGAGGGAUAUGUGUUAAAGCUGGAUGCAUGGCUUAACCGUCACCCCGGUGGUGCAAAGGUUAUUCUCCAUGUCGUGGGAAGAGAUGCUACCGUUGAAUUGGAUGCAUUUCAUAGUAAGGAGGUCAAGGCCCAAAUGGCCCGUUAUCGAAUCGGCAAAUUGGAAGAACCGUGGGUGAACAUUAUACCCCCAAUCCAAAGACAAUCGCUCCGGAUACCAGAAAAUGAGGUCGAAAAAGAACCUUCAACACCUAUCUCCGAGAUACCUUUGAUUGAUGUCACCGUCACCGAAAAUCUCUUAGCUGUCCCUUGCCAAGCAAAUCCGGAUAGCGAUGCUAGCUCCACUGCCUCUUCCGUAUUCGACGGCGAGGGCUUACGACUUCGAAAUCGAACAGAAGGAAGUUCCGUUGAUUCUGAAGAGAUUCCCGAUCUGGAAACCAAAAUGGACGCCACAGAAUUGGAGACUAGAUUUCAAGCCCUAAUUGCUAAAUUAGAAGACGAAGGCCUAUACGACAGCAAGCUCUCGGCGUACAUAACGGAAAUCCUGCGAUGUACGAUUUUAUUUUCUCUUUCGAUGGUUUUUCUUCGGAUAGAGUGGUAUGCUGCCAGUGCAGCAUUCCUCGGUAUGUUUUGGCAUCAAAUCGUCGCCACGGCACAUGACGCAGGUCAUUUGGCAGUCACCCACGAUUAUAAUAUCGAUUUCUUAAUCGGUGGUGUGGUUUUGAAUUUCUGUGGUGGCCUUUCGAUAGGCUGGUGGAAACGCAACCACAAUAUCCAUCACAUUGUUACGAAUUCACCAACUCAUGAUCAAGAUCUUCAAAUUCUACCUUUCAUCGCCAUCUCGCCGGUAUUUUUCGAUUCUUUGUACUCGACAGCUUCCGAGUGUAUCAUGCACUAUAAUUGGUUUGCCAAAUUCAUGGUUCCAAAACAAGCAUGGACAUACUAUUUCCUCCUCUCGGUCGCGCGUUUCAAUCUCUACUACCUCGCCUGGGACUUCAUCCUCCGCGAUCUCGGCACCAAACUGCACCGUAAACAACGAAUUUUCGAACUCGUCGGGCAAAUCUUCUUCUGGACUUGGUUUGGUUAUUUGAUCGUCUACCGCAGUAUCCCUACCAUCUCCCAACGCAUCAUUUUCUGUCUCAUCUGUCACAUGAUCACACUCCCAUUGCAUCUCCAAUUGACCGUCUCCCACUUCUCCAUGUCGACCGAAGAAUCGGAACCAAGCGAACAUUGGAUCCAACGCAUGUUCCGCACAACCAUGGAUGUAGAUUGCCCAACGUGGAUGGAUUGGUUCCACGGCGGUUUGCAAUUCCAAGUCACACAUCAUUUAUUCCCACGCAUGCCGAGACAUAAUUUACGUAAAGCAAGCGGAUACGUCAAGGAAUUCUGCGCAGAAACGGGGCUGAAAUAUGAGGUUUAUGGAUUUGGAGAGAGUAAUGGGAGGAUGUUGGAUAGACUUGCGGAGGUGGCUAGACAAGCUAGGUACUUGAAGGAUUGUCAAGAUAGUAUUGUGAGUAAGGGGGAAUAUUUGCAUGGGCACUGGGAUUGAGGAUGCUUUUGUUUGUUUGUUUAUGUGGGAUGUGAGCAUUGCAUUGCAUUGCGCUUUAUGGAUGCUACUUGAUGGCAUUUUUGCAUUUUAGGCGCGAAAAUGGGGAUUGCGGAUACGUAUGUCUUUGGGCGUUGGUAGAUUGUCAUAGAUUAUAGUAGUAUAUAACCAUAUAAUACAUAAUGUCA
Botrytis cinerea B05.10 is the source of this 2162-nucleotide messenger RNA. RefSeq lists its product as hypothetical. Bases 340 to 1977 code for a protein of 545 amino acids. The record is from RefSeq and is a predicted model, not a curated record. NCBI's taxonomy places the organism in Eukaryota, Fungi, Ascomycota, Leotiomycetes, Helotiales, Sclerotiniaceae. Gene Ontology annotation, cellular component: membrane. Gene Ontology annotation, biological process: lipid metabolic process. Gene Ontology annotation, molecular function: oxidoreductase activity, acting on paired donors, with oxidation of a pair of donors resulting in the reduction of molecular oxygen to two molecules of water. The transcript has 2 exons.